Messenger RNA from Triticum dicoccoides, 2097 nucleotides. RefSeq names its product probable WRKY transcription factor 4. Gene Ontology annotation, molecular function: DNA-binding transcription factor activity; sequence-specific DNA binding. NCBI's taxonomy places the organism in Eukaryota, Viridiplantae, Streptophyta, Magnoliopsida, Poales, Poaceae. The record is from RefSeq and is a predicted model, not a curated record. The transcript has 5 exons. Bases 71 to 1618 code for a protein of 515 amino acids. Gene Ontology annotation, biological process: regulation of DNA-templated transcription.
UCUUUGGUUCCCCACAAACGCCGCAAAAAGACCCCUCCGCAAGUGCUCCCCCCACCAUCUCUCCUUCCUCAUGGCGGCACACGAGGCCUCUGCCGGCGGCGGCGAGGGCGCGCGCUGCACUCCUCCGCGCCCCGCGCUCUCGCUGCCCCCGCGCUCCGCCGUCGAAUCCUUCUUCGCCUCUGGCGCCACCGCCGCCUCCUUCGCCGAGACCAGCCCCGGCCCGUUCACCCUCGCCGCCGCGCUCUUCCCGGAUAUGCCCUCCUCGGCCUUCCACGGCUCCUUCACCCAGCUCCUUGCCGGCGCCAUGGGCUCCCCAGCCGCACCCCCUUCCCCUCCCUCACCGUUCGCCGUGCCACCGGGGCUCAGCCCCACCGCUCUCCUCGGCCCCCCUUCGCUCUUCUCCCCUACGGCAAAUUUUGAAAUGUCCCAUCAGCAAGCGUUAGCCCAAGUAACAGCACAAGCAGUCCAUUCUCAGUAUACUGUAGGCAGUCAAGCAGAUUACUCACUCCCUUUCUCAUCGGCAACAACAUCAGCUUUGACAUCACAGUUCAUCAACUCUUCUGCAAAUGUGACAUCAAUGAAGGAGACAGCAACUCUGCCACUGCAUACAGUUAAUGAUAACCUUAAGUCAAAUGAGGUUUCACAAGGAUUCCAAACUUCGGCCCUCACCGUGGAUAAACCUGCUGAUGAUGGGUACAAUUGGCGAAAGUAUGGCCAGAAGGCAGUUAAGGGUGGAGAAUAUCCAAGGAGCUACUAUAAAUGCACCCAGGCGAGCUGUCCAGUUAAGAAGAAAGUGGAGCACUCAGCAUAUGGACAGAUUACUCAAAUAAUUUAUAGAGGCCAGCAUAACCACCAGCGUCCACCAAAAAGGAGGUCCAAAGAUGGUGGCAAUUUACUAAAUGAAGAUGAUUUCCCUGAGAACAGAGACGCUUUGACUCGAUCAGAACCGGGCUCUCAAGAUCAUUCUGGAAAAGUUGAGGUAUCAAAUGAUGGCAUCACAGGGCCUUCAGUGUCUAAGAGGAGAGGCGGAGGUGAUCAAUCGUCUGGCUCAAGUGAUACAGAGGAGGACAAUGAUGAAGCAGGUGAUGACAAUGGAGAUGCUGGUAUUGUGAAUGCAAACAAAAGGCAUGUGCCGGCCCCAGCUCAAAGAAUCAUCGUGCAAACAACCAGUGAAAUUGAUCUUUUGGAUGAUGGCUACCGGUGGCGCAAGUACGGGCAGAAAGUGGUAAAAGGGAAUCCUCAUCCAAGCUUUCAUCCUGGACAUUUGGAUCUUUCUCACCUCCACACCCCUUGCGUCAUUCUGGUUGUCAAGGGCAGAGGGGUUGGGAGGAGUUACUACAAAUGCACGUACCAGGGAUGCGAUGUAAAGAAGCAUAUCGAAAGAUGUUCGCAAGACCCAACGGCGGUGAUAACUACAUAUGAAGGCAAGCAUAGCCAUGAUGUGCCAGCAGCUAGGAGCAGCGUGGCUGCUGCUGCCAGUGCCAAUGCAUCCUCUUCCAUUAGCUUACUACAUAGAGGGCAGAAGGCAGCAUCCAGUAGCCAACGGGUGUUGCCCAGAGCAGCACUACAUACAUCAGAUUCUUCCUUGCAGCUAAAAGAAGAAAAUGAGAUAACAUAAAUUUUGGAGUACGUAGCAAGGUAAAUUAUUCCAAUAUAUUAGCCCAUUUCUGGUUGCGCUGCUGCAUUGGUUCAAAUCGAGAGGAGGAUAUUCUUCCACGAGCCUUUGCUUGCACAGAGCCUGUGUUGCAGCAUUGCAUCUUGCAUGCUGUACUCCCAUUGGUUCUCGUACUGGUCUCUAUUCCAUGGAAAAACUGUAGGUGAUGGAGGUUUUGUUGUUGCAAGUGUAAAUGCUCGAGUUGUAGCUCUUACCUGAUAGCCUCAUUUGUACAUAUAUCUCCGUAAGUGUCAUCUGACAGGAUGUAUUAAAGUCUUAAUUGAUGAACAAGGCAAUGGCCUUCCGUCAAUCUCCUUUCAGUUUGUUGUCGCUGCGGAAUGUGCCUCGGUGGACCUGAGGCCAAAGAAAGAAUCAAAGUGGUCUGAUGCUUGUGUCUCUUAAAAGCGGAAUAUUCUUUCAAUGUGAGAUGAUGUUCUUGUUAA